This is a messenger RNA of Astyanax mexicanus (Mexican tetra), 6069 nucleotides long. It is a transcript of the gene ogdha, whose product is annotated as oxoglutarate dehydrogenase a. Gene Ontology annotation, cellular component: oxoglutarate dehydrogenase complex; mitochondrion. Gene Ontology annotation, molecular function: thiamine pyrophosphate binding; oxoglutarate dehydrogenase (succinyl-transferring) activity. Gene Ontology annotation, biological process: tricarboxylic acid cycle. Lineage: Eukaryota; Metazoa; Chordata; Actinopteri; Characiformes; Acestrorhamphidae. The record is from RefSeq and is a predicted model, not a curated record. The coding region runs from base 1833 to 4475 and encodes 880 amino acids. The transcript is spliced from 20 exons.
CUAAAAACAAGAGCACCAGUUUAAUUUUACCAUUUUUUACAUUAGGCGUUUGCAUUAUCAAGCUUCAUCCACACAAGCCAUAAUUGGCUGUUCUUGACAGGAUGCAUGCUGAAAGGUCCGUAAUGUCAUAGCUGUGAAAUGAAUGUCACUGAUAUAAUCUAGUGUGGGGUGGCAUGUUUUGCCAAAGGUAGGAGCAUGUUAUUUGGUACCUUAUGGAGACUGCCUCUAUUAUGGCCUCUUUAAAAGAUUUUAAAAGCUACUAUUUGUCAUAGCUCACUAGUUUGAGUAUGUUUGCUACAUGAUAAAUAACAGUGCAUUUGUUGAAACACAGUUUAACUUAAUAGAUUUUAAUAUAAAGCUAUCAAUACCCUGACUUAAUAUAGAGGUUUCUAGUAAUUUAUUUUAUAGUAAAUAUUAAUCCUAGAAAGAUGCUAAGCUAAACUGAGCUCAACUAGUGCAUGUAAUUAGUUCUUAUGUGAUAUUUAAUAUGUUACGACUUAUUGUAUGUUUAUAUCCUGUACAUUGUAUAAUACACACACAGUUAAAAGUUUUGAUCAUAUCCUCGUAUCAUUGCCGUAAAUGUGUUCCUCAUCUUAAACUCUGAUCAGGUAAGACAUAUACAUAUACUUUCCAGCUUUUCUAUUUACAAAAUAUCUUCAAAGCUACUGUUCAAAACUUUGGAAUUUGUUAGGAAUCUGUUAAUAAUAAAAUGAAUGAAAUUGGUUGCAGAUAAAUGGAACAUGUAACAUUUAUAAAAAUGAAUUUAUUAAUAGAAUGGAAAUCUAUAACAUGCAUACAUAAAAAAAACAUUCAACAUAGCUGUUAAUAAUAGUGAAAUGAAAAAAGUUGAAAUUUAGAGCAUCUAGAAAAAAGUUACUUUCCAGAAUGACAUAUUUCAAAAGAAAAUCAGAUCUCAAUAAAAUAAUGCCAGUAAAUCAGUAGUUGAUUAUAUAUUAUUGAAUAACUUUUAGGUCCUAAAUCUUAAUGAUACUGAUUAAGACAUAAAGUAAACUGAACUGAAUUGUAGAAUUACAUAAACUGUCUUUCUGCGAGUAUUAUAUGUAAAUUAUUUGUUAAUAUGAUUAGUAAUUCCAAGUUUUUGAACAGUAGGAUAUUCAGUUGGAAAAACAGUUACCGUAUUUUUCGCACUUUUAAGGCGCACCGCGUUAUAAGGAGCACUAUCAAUAAACGUUUUCUGGUCUAUUUUCGUAUACAAGGCGCACCAGAUCAUAAUGCGCACAACAAAGUCAGAUGAGCACUGGAAGUUAAUCUACACAGAUUUCUCUCCUGAAUUCUGUUUUUUUGGGUGAGUAAAGUGCUAUCGUUUAUCUACAGUAAGCUUAGAUUUCCAGAUUUCCUCUAAGGCUAGCCAGACAGCGCUACACUGAGGAACCCUGAGUGUUCCGGUAACCCAGGCAAUGUAAGCCAGCAGUGUGUCCCUUAUAGCUUUAACACGGUAAACAUGAAGGCUACAGUCCUAUAUACUCACCUCUGAAUGGCAAAAGAGCUAGCUAGUGCUCAGUUUGGUUAGCGAGUAAUGCUAAUGUUGCUCCAGCAGCGCUAGCCAGGGUUAGCAGUAGGCUACAGGCCGAUAAUACGCACCUCUGAAUGGCAAAACAGAUAAAUUAAAGGAUUUUAAGGGUGCCUUACAUUGCGAAAAAUAUGAUGGUUAUAAAACCCAAACCUACAAGUUUAGUUUUAACCAUAGUAGAUUUAUUUCUCAGAAGGAAAUUUCAGGUAUUUCUGGAUUUACCUAAAUCUGCAUGGUAAGUGUCUGUCUGUAAUGGCCUCCUCCUCCUGUCUUGUGACUGCUGUUGCCUUGUUUCCAGGUCAUGGGGCAUCAUAAUGCCAACCUCGACCCACUGGGCAUCAGUUGUGUAAAUUUUGACGAGGCCCCAGUAGCUACUGGGUACCAGCAUGUUGGCUUUUAUGGCCUGGAUGAGUCAGACCUAGAUAAAGUGUUCCGGCUGCCCACCACCACCUUCAUCGGGGGCACGGAGAGCGCGCUGCCGCUGCGGGAAAUCAUCCGCCGCCUGGAGAUGUCAUACUGCCAGCACAUAGGCGUAGAGUUUAUGUUCAUCAAUGAUCUGGAGCAGUGCCAGUGGAUUCGGCAGAAGUUUGAGACGCCUGGAGCCAUGCAGUUCAGCCUGGAGGAGAAAAGAACACUGCUGGCCCGUAUGGUUCGCUCGACCAGGUUUGAGGAGUUUCUGCAAAGGAAGUGGUCCUCUGAGAAGCGUUUUGGGCUGGAGGGAUGUGAGAGCCUCAUCCCAGCACUCAAAACCAUCAUCGAUAGGUCCAGUGCAAAUGGUGUGGAGAACGUAAUCAUGGGCAUGCCUCACAGAGGGCGUCUGAAUGUGCUGGCCAAUGUGAUCAGGAAGGAGCUGGAGCAGAUUUUCUGCCAGUUUGACUCUAAAUUGGAGGCUGCUGAUGAGGGCUCAGGAGAUGUGAAGUAUCACUUGGGGAUGUAUCACAGGAGGAUCAAUCGUGUGACGGACCGGAACAUCACACUGUCUCUGGUGGCCAACCCGUCGCAUUUAGAGGCUGUGAACCCUGUGGUGCAGGGCAAGACCAAAGCAGAGCAGUUCUACUGUGGAGACACUGAUGGCAACAGGGUGAUGUCUAUUCUACUCCAUGGUGAUGCAGCGUUUGCUGGACAGGGCAUCGUCUACGAAACGUUCCAUUUGAGUGAUCUACCUUCAUACACUACCCACGGCACAGUGCACGUGGUUGCCAACAACCAGAUUGGCUUUACCACUGACCCCCGUAUGGCACGCUCCUCUCCGUACCCCACUGAUGUCGCCCGUGUGGUUAACGCCCCCAUCUUCCACGUUAAUGCGGACGACCCAGAAGCUGUCAUGUACGUCUGUAAUGUAGCAGCUGAAUGGAGAGCCACUUUCCACAAGGACGUUGUGGUCGACCUGGUGUCUUAUCGUCGUAAUGGUCAUAAUGAGAUGGAUGAGCCCAUGUUCACCCAGCCACUGAUGUACAAGCAGAUCAAGAAGCAGAAGCCCGUGCUGCAGAAAUAUGCAGAGAAACUCAUUGCUGAGGGUGUGGUCACCCGCCAGGAGUACGAGGAGGAGAUUGCUAAAUAUGACAAAAUCUGUGAGGAGGCUCACGCACGCUCCAAGGACGAGAAGAUCCUUCACAUUAAGCACUGGCUGGACUCCCCCUGGCCCGGUUUUUUCACUCUGGACGGUCAGCCCAAGAGCAUGAGCUGCCCUUCUACUGGACUGACUGAAGAGGAGCUUGCACAUAUUGGACAGGUGGCAUCGUCCGUACCUGUGGAAGACUUUACCAUUCAUGGAGGUUUGAGUCGAAUUCUGAAAGGUCGUGGUGAGAUGAUCAAGAACCGGACAGUGGACUGGGCUCUGGGAGAGUACAUGGCCUUUGGCUCUUUGCUCAAAGAGGGCAUCCAUGUCCGCCUUAGUGGCCAAGACGUGGAGAGGGGAACCUUCAGUCACCGUCACCAUGUCCUCCACGACCAGAACGUGGAUAAGAGGACCUGUAUCCCCAUGAACCACGUUGCCCCCAACCAGGCUCCCUACACUGUCUGCAACAGCUCACUGUCUGAAUAUGGAGUGCUGGGGUUUGAGUUGGGCUUUGCCAUGGCCAGCCCAAAUGCUCUGGUUCUCUGGGAGGCCCAGUUUGGAGACUUUCACAACACAGCCCAAUGUAUAAUUGACCAGUUCAUCUGCCCUGGUCAGGCCAAGUGGGUCCGCCAGAAUGGCAUCGUCCUGCUGCUGCCACAUGGAAUGGAGGGCAUGGGUCCUGAGCACUCUUCUGCCCGUCCUGAACGGUUCCUGCAGAUGUGCAACGAUGAUCCUGAUGUUUUCCCUAAAAUCACAGAUGACUUUGCAGUGCGUCAGCUGUAUGACUGUAACUGGAUUGUGGUGAACUGCUCCACUCCUGCCAAUUAUUUCCAUGUCCUGAGGAGGCAGAUCCUGCAGCCUUUCAGGAAGCCUCUCAUUGUUUUCACUCCCAAAUCUUUGCUGCGCCACCCGGAGGCCAAGUCCAACUUUGACCUCAUGCUGCCAGGCACCCAUUUCCAGCGUCUGAUUGUGGAGGAGGGCUCUGCAGCCCAGAACCCGUCUGAGGUGAAGCGUCUGAUCUUCUGCACAGGAAAAGUCUACUAUGAGCUCACUCGUGAACGCAAAACUCGCAAUAUGGAGGAUACUGUGGCCAUCGCUCGCAUCGAGCAGCUGUCUCCAUUCCCCUUCGAUCUGGUCAAGGCUGAGACUGAGAAGUACCCCAAUGCUGACCUGGUCUGGUGCCAGGAGGAGCAUAAGAAUCAGGGUUACUACGACUAUGUGAAGCCCCGCAUGCGUACCACUAUUGAUCGUGUCAAGCCUGUCUGGUACGCCGGUCGUGAACCUGCCGCUGCUCCUGCCACUGGAAGCAAGAAUUCCCAUCUGAUGGAGCUGAAGCGUUUCCUGGACACUGCCUUCAAUUUGGACGCCUUCAAAGAUCACGUUUAGUUCUGCCCUUGCAAAUGAAACCCUAGAAAAUUUGUCGUUGUCCAGCGCAUGCCCGCAAACAUCCUCAUCAGUCCUCCAGAUCAGUUCUCAUUAUUGUGCCUGUGCCCUGUCCAAAACACUGCUUUUCAAACCCACACCCACUUCAUCUGUCACACACACACUCUGACUUCGGGCCAAGAAACAAAAGGUAGUUCUCCAAAUGCAUAAAAGCACUCUUUCCGUCCUCAGCACACACACUCAAACAAAAGUGCGCACACACACACAGACACACAAGCUAACAGUUGCUUGUUACCUUUCUGGACUCGCUAUUGUUAGGCUAAAUCCAUUCUCUCUACUGUAGCGUCCCUGCAAUCUACUGUCAUCUCCAGUCUUUACAACCAGACUUUUUUUUUCCUCUUCAAUAAGCCAAGUCACAAAUGACCGCACAAACUAGCAUAUAUCCUAACAGUUAUCACAGAUUUUACAGACGGGCAACCAAAGCACAGCUUGUCAAAGCUUUCAUUACUCCUGAUUAUGAAAUUUCAACUCUGAAUAUUGUACAACUUUUUUUUUUUUUUUUUUUUUUUUUUUGUGGACAGUGGUGAUUUCCUCCUUGGUUUUCAUGUUGCUUUUUCCAUAUAUGAGGCUAAAGCUAGUCAGGAUUUUGUGACAGAUGGUUAAACAUGGAAAUUAUUCAAGUCCCCAAUUGAAUUUGUAUUGUAUGAGUGGAGUUUUCUAAGUUAGCUAACAGUCAAAUCAAUUUACAAACAACAUGGUGAUGAAAGAUCUCUCAAUUUUUGUUGCGAUCGCUCUGUUGGUCUAGGGUUAUUAUGCUAGCUCUGAGCUAAUUACAUCCAAAUUUCUUUUAUGAAAGGCUUUAAGUUCUGUUUUUUUUCUUCUGUGGUUUUAUUGUGGUUAUUAUUCUUUCUUUUGCUUUUGCUUUAUUAUUAUUUACAUCCAGGUAGUCGACUGAUUGGAAUGUGGUUUCUGUACACUUGUAAUAAGGGAGAAAAAAAAUGGCAUGGUCACACUCAGGAUGUUUCAUUCUUAAGUGACGUUGUACAGCAGGAUACGGAUAAGCUGACAAAUUUCCUGUGUCUUUGCACUGUUCCCCGGCAAAAAAAAUGUUCCUCAGAAACGGUUCUUUUCAUUGUAUAAUUCAUUGUAUUUAUAUAAACAUGUUCGCACAAAAGGAAUUUUUGGAGGUUAAAGAAUAAUGGAAAAGCAUACAGAAGGGCAGUGGGCAGAAGAUUGAGAGAGCUGCCUUGUCCUGUUUUUUGAGUGUAUUCUCAAUGUGCACACUAAGACACCCCCCCUCUCCUCUGCCUAAACUUCAUUUCUUUUGGUUUUCUUCUGACAUCCCAUGUGCCAAAAAAUAAAGAAAACGCACCUCUGCUCUGAUUGUAGGAAUAAUGUCUUUAGGUAACCGGCAAGACUGAAUUCACAGUGAUUCAUGUUGGUUUGGGAUUGCGCUACAAAAGAAAAUACAGGAAACAGCAUCAUGCUUGUCUCUUUCUCAAGGAGAAAGUGGAUGAUUUUAUUUAUUUUUAUUUUAGGGAACUGAGAAUCCUGUCCUUGUUUAUCUUCAUUCAAUAAACACAUUAUCUUCUCAAAA